AGGGUUAGGGUUGCUUUACUUUAUACUCCCACUCAUGGUUUAAAUCGCAUGUCGACGACGCCGACUCAAGCCAGCGUCGCCUUCCGCGCUAACCUCGCGCGUCUGAUCUCUCCCCUUCGUCGUGUCCGGCCUCGAGUUCCAUUCUUCAAACUUGCCAUCCAUCGCGUACCUACUCUCUCUCUCUACAGAAACCUGCUUCGACACGCGCCCCACGAGAGUAUACGUUGGCGUGUGUCUACUCUCUUCCGCCGCUAUCAGAACUCGACUGGCACGGAGGAAACGAGGAAGGGACUAAACACGGGUUAUAAGAUGCUUUUAAACGAGCGCUCGGGGGACGAACGGCAGCGCGCGAUUCUCCAGCGCUACUCGCGCCUAAUCAACGCGAAACGGGAGAAGGAAGAUUGGAAACGACUGGUUCUAGUUGAACGAGCUGAACAAAUCAAACGACGACGGUCGAGGUGGAUCAUGACGGGUGCUCUGAUGAGAGCGACGUUGUUUAAUCCACCUCUUCCUCGUAUCAAGCCUCAGCCUCUGGCGCUGUCGUAUAUCAUUCGCAAACGCAAGAACGGGCGCACGCGUCGUCUGGUCCGGAUUGGGGCCUUGGACGAGACAUUAUUGGACAUCCAACGGGAAGCCGAUUCCGAGUACAGCUUGUUGCAAGACGAGCCUAGUUUCGAACCUAUGUUUCACGCAACUCCGCUGGAGACCUUGCGAGAGGAAGUGCAAGCCAGUUUACAGCGCGAUUACGACCGGGUGAAGAUGCCCGUCACCGCAGAAUUACGGGAUACUUUACGCUCCGCGCGUCGUGCAAAGAUCGCAAAUAAGACACGAGAACGGGUCAGGGAGCGGGCGGGGAAAUCUUACCCUGUACCAUCCGUCGAGCGCGCCAAGGCCCUCCGGCCCAUGUACUGUGAAGUGGGCUAUGUUGGCAUGAUGAAGCUCAAGAAGGGUUUCAAGCUGAGAGAUGACGGCAAAGGAAUUGCGCGUGAAAACAGCACAGAUCUGGAGGGAGAAAGAUUGGAACGGUUGAAAGCCAUGGAACGUGCGUUUGCCAUGGAGACCAAUAAAAGGCAGCAGAAGUCUUUGAACGCAUGA
This is a messenger RNA of Mycena citricolor, 1095 nucleotides long. Lineage: Eukaryota; Fungi; Basidiomycota; Agaricomycetes; Agaricales; Mycenaceae. The record is from the annotation of a GenBank genome assembly.